AUGCUCAAACAGAUCUGUCCAACGAUCCUCAUUUCCAAGACGCCAAAACCAUCAAGGAGCACCCUCGCGGAAAUGUCCACUGCAACAAUGACGAGUAACCGUACCACCACCAACAACCACCCUAGAAUCAUCACCACACAAAGAGCUCUCAUACUUAGCAAACCUCUCUCUCCUCCUCCCUACACCCUUCGCAUCCACCAUGACUCCCACAUCCCAACUCCAGAACCUACCAAAGGUGAUCACCUCAUCAAAGUCCAUUCCACCGCCCUCUGCGCUCGCGAGUUGACCUGGCCCGCCGCCUUUCCUGACGCCAUAUUUUCUGAGAACCCCUCCAAGACGGUCGUCCCCGGUUAUGACCUCGCAGGCACCGUUUUGACGACCGAACCCGCCUCCCCUUUCAAUAUCGGUGACAAAAUUUACUGCCGCACUUUACCAAACCGCCCUGGCAAUUGCAGGGCAUACACCAUCGCUCGCACAAAUGAAAUGGCACUGAUGCCACGAAAUCUCUCCUGGGAAGAUGCGGCCACUGUACCCCUGUCUGCACUGACAGCAUGGCAAUGUCUCUUCGACAAAGCUGGAUUCAAGCCCGGUUUCGGCACUUUAGGCAAUGAUGCCGGCGAGGACCCAAAAGGAAAGAAAGUACUGGUCACAGCCGCCGCAGGUGGUGUAGGCGUCUGGCUCAUUCAGCUCGCGAGGAUGGCGGGCAUGGAAGUCGUGGCGCAGAUCGGCAGUCAGAAGAACGCAGAAUUUGUGAAGCGACUGGGCGCAACCAAAACAGUCAACUACAGGGAAGAAACGCUGAAGCAGUGGGCGGAACGCGAAGGGCAGGUUGACCUGGUGAUUGAUUCCGUGGGAGGCAAGACAUUGGAGCAAGAAUGGUGGGCCGUUAGGGAAGGCGGCCGCAUUGUUGGUAUUUUUGAGCCUCCUGAGGGGAGGAGACCGGAGGAGUUGAAAGAAAAGAAUGUGAAGAACGAAUUCUUCAUAAUGAGGCCUGAGGGGAAGCAACUGCAGGAGAUCACGAAGUUGGUCGAACAGGGCAGGGUGGAGACGGUCAAGGACAGCGUUUGGGACUUUGAUGAAUGGGAGAAGGCUUUUGAGCGUUCAGAUGGGGGACAUACUAAAGGAAAGGUUGUCAUUAGGGUUGCUAAAUAA
Molecule: messenger RNA, 1152 nt
Organism: Bacidia gigantensis
Lineage: Eukaryota; Fungi; Ascomycota; Lecanoromycetes; Lecanorales; Ramalinaceae
Exons: 1
Coding region: 1-1152 (383 amino acids)
Molecular function (GO): zinc ion binding; oxidoreductase activity
Source: RefSeq, a predicted model, not a curated record